Alosa alosa (allis shad) is the source of this 4750-nucleotide messenger RNA. RefSeq names its product leukemia inhibitory factor receptor-like. The transcript has 18 exons. Gene Ontology annotation, molecular function: cytokine receptor activity; cytokine binding. The record is from RefSeq and is a predicted model, not a curated record. Gene Ontology annotation, biological process: cytokine-mediated signaling pathway. Lineage: Eukaryota; Metazoa; Chordata; Actinopteri; Clupeiformes; Clupeidae. The coding region runs from base 1318 to 3018 and encodes 566 amino acids. Gene Ontology annotation, cellular component: signaling receptor complex; external side of plasma membrane.
UGUAGGUUUGACACAGACCGAAUUGAGCUUUCAAUGUCAUAGUGAGCCAGUGAGUAGUUGUGACACCUGUUGUUUUGGAAAGGAAACAUUGUUUCUUAUAAUAUUCGAAGGAAACAUCCAAGAAUCAUCCAGUAAGCAGUAUUGGAGCCGUUUUCUGCAAGUGGAAGGAACAUCACUGCAUCAUCAACUGGCCAUGCACAGGAUGUCCUCGCAAGAUUUUUGACCAGGAAUUCAGAAGGACAGGCAGAAGAGUAGCCCAAGAGCCAAGGACCACUCGGAGAAACCUCCAGAAAGACUUGGAGGCAGCAGAGCUUUUCCAUAAAUCAUGAUUACCAGUCUUCUACUGACUUCCUUUCUCAUCCAGGCAGCUGAAGGAAUGCAAAAUGUACCACAGCUUCAAGAUGUACGUGGUGACAUAAGUACUAACGGGAUUGAUGUAUCCUGGACGGAUGAGCCCUCUUUUGUCAGCCAGCAAGAAAAUGUUAUUUAUGAUAUUGAAGUCUACUACCCUGAACAGACAGAACCUGUGUACAGAGAGUCUAUUGAGAGAAGAUCGAAUAUUUCUCAUCAUUGGCACUGGACAUCUCCCCUACCACUCCAGUGUCUCCGACAUUCAGUGAGACUUCGACACCACAAUGCCAGUGAGUGGACAGAUCGUAAAUAUGUCACAGGUUCAGAUCCUGAUUAUUCGGAAUUACCAGUAAUUUACCCACGAGACAACAUUGAAACCGCUGUCCUGGCUGACAGCCAGAAAAAAUUCUGUUGCAUCACUCCUAAUGGAACCACACUAAAAGAUUUUACAUAUGAUGACCGACCAAUGAAAUCUAUUCGUGUAGGGCAGACCUACAUUGUUGAUUUGUUGAUGGAAGCCACUGGCACUGGGGGUUCUAUUCUAUAUUGUGAAGUGAAUAGGAACUACAAUGCAGGAUCCGUUGUCUACGUUGGCUAUUCUCCGGAAGUUCACAACUUUACAUGCGAGACAAGAAACCUCCGUCAUCUAGAGUGUUCUUGGACACAGGGUAGAGAUAAAAACCUAAGAGGAGUUCAGGGUACCAAAUAUACUCUUAAUGAAAGGUAUUACUGCCAUCAUGCUACUGCAGAUCGUUCACUCCACAAGAAGUGUUCCAUAGAAAUAUUUCCAAACCAGGGGAGGUGGCAUGGACACUGACAGCAGAAAAUAAAAUCAAUAAAACAAGUUUCACUUAUACAGCUGACCCCAGACACAGAGUGUACUUGCGGGCUCCUCAACGUCUAGAAGCCUUAAAUGUAAACUCCAGAAAUGCUAGUAUUCAGUGGGACUGGUCUGAUGCCAACCUGAUGUUAUUAUCAAUGCGAUGUCAAGUACGAAUAAUGUGGUCCAACAAAACAGAAGAUGGGAGAGAAGAUGACACUGGAGUGGGCCUGAUCUCCAUGACCCUACGUGAGCUUCACCCGUACACUACCUAUUCCGUCCAGGUGCGAUGCGCAUCCAACGAGCACUUCUGGAAGUGGGGGGACUGGAGUAAAGAAAUCACAUUUGAAACCAAAGAGGACAUUCCUCAGGCUGUGGAUGUCUGGAUGACAGUCAACAGCAACAACAGUCUUGUGGUGUGGAAGCUAGUGCCUGAGAAGAGCCAUGGAAAGUUGGUGAAGUAUGAACUGUCGUGGAAUGGCUCAGUCCCUCUGAGGUUGGAGCCAACACAACACUGUUACAGCAUGAGCACUGACCGUGUGAAGAGGAUCACCAUCACAGCCAUGAACAGUGUUGGCUACUCACAACCUUCAACCAUCAUCAGCCCAUCACAAGCACGAGAUGUGGAGACAACUCGUGUUAAUGGCGGUAAUGGUGGUGUGGAGUUGGCCUGGGCCCCGAAGCCUGGGGCCAGUUGUGGGUAUGUGGUGGACUGGUACCCUGUGGGCAGCCAGGACAAGUGUGACAUCCAGUGGAUAAAGAUACCAGCUGGCCGUACGAAUACUACAAUCAAUUCAGGGCUUAAAGAUGGCGUGCGAUACACAUUUUCUCUGUAUGCCUGUACCUCAGAUGCCCCAAAGCUCCUGCAGAGAUGGGAGAGUUAUGGCCGAGAGCUGGCCCCAGACCAGGCUCCAGGCAGUUUCCAGGGUAAACAGGAUGGGAUGGAUGUAGUCCUCACCUGGGACGAGAUACCCUUGGAGCACCGGAGAGGGUUUAUUCAGCGAUAUGAGAUCAAAUAUACCCUCAGUUCCCACGGACAAUAUAAGACAGAGACUGUUUUAGGCAGUAAGGAUGGGAUGCAGAAGAGGAUUUACCACCUCCAUCCUGAGACCUAUGAGUUCUCGAUACAUGCUGUCACAUCUGGAGGCAAAAGUAGCAAACCAGCAACAACUAGAGUCACGCUUACCUCACAGGUUUCUCAGAUCAUUGUAUACAGCAUCGUAUCACUAGCAGGUGCCAUCGCAUUGCUCCUACUAUUCACCUUUCUGUGCUACCAGAAAAGGACCUGGCUGAAGGAUAAGGUGUACCCAGAGAUUCCAACCCCUCGAUUUGUUGGUGGUUUGGACGCAAAGGGAUUUCAAUCGUUUGAGUUACCUGCGGAGCGUGUGGAACAUCUGGAUGCUUCUCCCAUACUAUUCAGUGAUGUCAACCAGAAGGUCACAAACAACGUUACGCACAAUGUCUUCUUCCCACUGCACAGGAAUAUCACAGACUCACAACCGUCAGAUCCAGCAGACUGUAAAUUCCACCCCAGCAUGAAGAUCCUUAUUACUGAGAUAAACAACCCCAACUACAAGCCGCUGGGGUCUGUAGGUGAGGCAGGGGAAGCCGCUCCAGUGACCACAGAGGAGGUCACCAUGCCAGGAUACAAACCCCAGCUGCCCGGAGAAUCCUCCCUGCUGCCCUUGCGUUCAGCAUCCUCUUACCGGGCUUUGGAAGAUGCCUGCCAGGGCGGUCUUUUGGAGAGCGAAGACUAUAUUUCAGUUGGCUUAGUAGGAAGCCCUACCUCAGUCAGCUCUUCACAGCCCUUGCUUGGAGAUUCAUAUACAUUUGGACAGCAUGCCUAGCUAGGUUACAGUGUCAGAAGAUGAUGCUAAGUUAUGGAUGCAGAAAAGUCAUGUAGUGCACAGCAGCACAUACCUUUGAAUCUGACUCUCAAAUGGUUUGACAGGAGCAUAACAUAAUAACUGGACUAUAAGUUGCAUCAGAUGUUCAGACACUGUCCUGUUUGGUGUUAUCACACUAGCUGUUGUGAGCAGUUUCUCCAUGUGCUUGUAUAAAGCCCCUUGCUAGUUGUUGCCUGUGUUGCAACACUCAAAGUCACAGCACUGAAUGUUCUAGAAUAUGGUUUGUGUGUGUGUGUGUGUGUGUGUGUGUGUGUGUGUGUGUGUGUGUGUGUGUGUGUGUGUGUGUGUGUGUGUGUAUGUAAUUGGGGAACUAAACUGAAAAUGUGAUUGGGAACUUGUUAUUUGUAUUUUUUUGUUCUAUGGAGCCACUGAAGAAGGACAAUGGUGGGAAUUCAUUUUUUAGAGGUAGAAAUGUGUGAUGGCUAGCUCUAGCAUGGCAUGGUCAUAUAUUAAGAGAUGUCAACGUUUGUCUUUUUUCUUGGGACACCAGAACACUGGGACACAUGCAACUAGGCUGAUAAUGAGAUUAAGCUUUUGGUCCCUGACCAAAAGGAGCACAAUCAUGUCACACAGGCAUACACUGGAACACACACAUGCUGGAGCACACACACCUGAACCUGUCACUCACAUUCACACCUGCACACACACCCCUCACACACACUGGUGGUGCAGGAGUCCUCCUGACCCUGUCAAAGUGUUGUUUAGCAAGCUUGAGCAAGACACGGUACCCCAAUCCUCUCUUGGUGCAAGUGGAUUUACUUGCAUGGCGUAUAAGUGUGUGUGUGAAUGGGUGAAUGUGAGGCAUUAAGUUGUAAAGCAUCUUGAGUGCUUGGAGGAGUACACAUACACACAUACUGUACAGUUUCAGGAGUAGGGAAUGAAGUAGGGGAUGUUGAAGAAUUGAGAUGUUGACAUUGAAAUGUAUUCUCUCUCUCUCUCUCUCUCACACACACACACACACACACACACACACAGAGAGAGAGAGAGAGAAAGAACGCAAAAAUCCUAAUUAGUACAACAGCUCCCUGACCUAACACUACAAACCCCCAAAUGCUCACUCGGGGUAUUGCCCAAUUGACUGUAUAUCUGAACAACAACAAAAAAAAGGACUAAAUAGAUAGAUAGAUAGAUACUUUAUUGAUCCCCAAGGGGAAAUUCAAGUGAAAUGUGAAUGAUAUAUCCAACUAUGAAGAUGAACACAGAAGCACUAGUAAUCUAACCUUGGUCCUUCACCACCAAUUAGUAUCCACUGUGUAAAACACAUUCAUCCCAAGUGCGGUCUUCUGUUUCAUCACACACAUCCAUUUGAAGACCAUGCCUGUUCUAGGCAGGGUGCAUUGCAAGCAUUGUGUCUUGCCCACCCAAACAAAGUCAAGAAGUUUUUUUUUUUUUUGGUUUGUUUUAUUCAGUGUGCAGUCUCAAAACCAGCUUGGAUGUAGAUGAGUUGGUGUGGAGUGCAAUGGUAGCUAGCUGGUGCAGAGCUGUGCAGUAGGCUCAUGUAUGUGUGCUAUUAGGAAAAUUCUGCCCAUUUUUCACAUUUUUUACAUCUCAGUCGCUGAGUGCUGUCGGUACGAGAAAACUCCACAUGUGUAGCACUAUAGCUGCCUGGCUGCUUUAGCUGUUGGCAAGGAUGUGCAAAAUACAUCAAAAUAUAAAUAUCAAAUACCCUAAU